Messenger RNA from Neoarius graeffei (lesser salmon catfish), 5303 nucleotides. It is a transcript of the gene bltp3a, whose product is annotated as bridge-like lipid transfer protein family member 3A. The record is from RefSeq and is a predicted model, not a curated record. NCBI's taxonomy places the organism in Eukaryota, Metazoa, Chordata, Actinopteri, Siluriformes, Ariidae. Bases 243 to 4067 code for a protein of 1274 amino acids. The transcript is spliced from 21 exons.
GUGGUGAACAGAGUUGUGUGUAACACCGGCGCCGUGACCGUUUAGUGAUCAGCGCUCAACAUGCUGCACUCCGAGCUUAGCUUAGCUUAGCCUAGUCUAUAGUGUAAUGUAGUGUAAUGCAGUGUAAUGUAAUGCAGUGUAAUGUCGCCGGUUCUGUGGAAUAUGCGGAUUAGAGAGAAAAGACAGUGAGUUUGUAGAUUUUCUCCUGAAGCCGGACUGGACUGCAGUGAGGGGAAGAAAAGAUGGCUGGGAUUAUUAAAAAACAAAUCCUCAAACAUUUAUCCAGGUUUACGAAGAACCUUUCUCCAGAUAAGAUCAACCUGAGCACGCUGAAGGGAGAAGGUCAGCUGUCCAACCUGGAGCUGGAUGAGGAAGUUCUGCAGAACAUGCUGGAUCUGCCCACGUGGCUCUCCAUCAGCCGUGUUUACUGCAACAAAGCCGCUAUCAGAAUCCAGUGGACGAAAUUAAAGACGAGCCCCAUAUGCCUGUUUCUUGACAAGGUGGAAGUAGAGAUGAUGACUUGUGAGGAGCCCCGCCCUCCUAAUGGUCCCUCCCCCAUUGCCAUCACUGCAGGUCAAAGUGAGUAUGGCUUUGCAGAGAAGGUUGUAGAGGGCAUGUCAGUCAUCAUUAACUCCAUCGUUAUUAAAGUGAAGUCCAGAGCGUUUCACGCCUCCUUCGAGCUCUGGCAGCUUCAGGGCUUCAGUCUGAACCCCAAGUGGCAGAAGAGUGACCUCAGACACACACGAAUCACACACCCUAAGAGAGGAGAGGUGCUGACCUUUAAAGAAAUUAGUUGGCAGAGUUUGCGUAUCGAAGCAGACGCUAUAGAGAGCGAGGAACAGGAUUUGGGGAACACACCGCUACGCCUCAUCACCAACCAGGGCCGCAUUCGGAUCGCUCUUAAACGCAGGGUAAAGGACUGUAAUGUUCUGGCGUCGAAGCUGCUCUUCAUCCUGGACGACCUGCUGUGGGUUCUGACCGACUCUCAGCUUAAAGCCGUCAUCCAUUACGCUAAAUCUCUGAGUGAGGCCAUGGAGAAAUCCACACAGCAGAGGAAGAGCAUGGAGACCGUCCCUACCUCUCCUGGACCCCGUCCACCGUGGCCAGAGCCACAGACAGUUCCCAUGGCAACGCCCAACACCUUAGCAGAGUAUUUCGACCUUUAUGACGUGAAGGAGUCGUCAUAUCACACGUUUAUUUCUCGCCUUGACCUGCACAUCUGCAACGACAGCACAUCAUCAGAAACAGAUGAACCCCCUAUUCCAGGCUCCCAGGGUGCAAUGCAGCUGACCUUUCGUAAACUGGGCUUUGACUAUUACCCCUUCCACAGACCAGGCGAUGGCUGUCGACACUGGGAGCGUUACUGCAGUGCUUUGGACUCUCGCACUCAGUGGGCGUCCAAACUGCUGCAGGACUUUCAGAAGAAACUGGAGAGCGCAGGAUUUCCCCAACCUUCAUCUGAAUCUCGUGAGACGAGUACACAGUCUCCGGCCAAAAAAAUACACAAUGGUGAGUCCGUUACAAACUCUCAUGAAAGUUUGGCUUUAAAGAAACUCCGCUCCAGCUGCAUGGUGAUCCGUGUGGACGAUCUGGACAUCCACCAGGUGUCCAACAGGGGGCGUCACAGCAAGAAAACCCAGUCGCUCUUAUCGUGUAACCGCAAAGUGCUGAACAUGGCGGAGAACAUGCCUGCGAUCCACCUGCAGUUUACGGAGUACUACUUCCCUCACAGCGCUGAAGGGCCGGUGCCCUGCUCUAAUCUGUACGGGCAGCUGAAUGGUCUGCAGCUGUGUGUGGACGCUGCGAGUGUGUUGUGGAUGUACGUGUUUUGUCACGGUUUGCUGACGACUCUGGAGCAGGUGAAGGCUUUUUAUCACCUGCAGGACAGCAGCAAGACUGAUGAACACGUGGACGUCAGAGUGGACACUACGCAGCUGAAGCUGAUUGUUCCUCUCGACUCGUCUAUCUUGGAUCACCCUGAUCGUCCACAUGCUCUGGGUUUCACUCUCUCUCAGGCGUUUCUAAGCAACACCCAUCACUCUCCUCACUCGUCCUUCUCCGACCUGGAGUCCACGUUCUCUUCUUUUUCCGCUCAGCCGUUUUUUCGACCCUCACCAACCUCGCCCUUUCCUCGUGACCAGAACAUCUUGCAUCCUCUUCCUCCAGCGUUCCAAAAGUCUGAUACCUCGCUCUCACUCUCACGUUCAUCUUCACGGGACGUGUGGAGUCUCAGCUUGUCCCGAGCAGCGGGGUGUUUUGAGGGUGCACAGCGAGGAGGCAGAGCACCGCCAUUCAUGGAGCCGUUCGCGGCGUGUGUAUGGAUGUGCCGCCCUCAAGCUUUAACGAGGUCAUUAAGUCAAGAAAGAUCAUCACCAAAUGCAGAAAAUGGUGCUGAAAAACCGUCCAAUCAGGACACUCCAUCAGCAUCCAUCCACUUCCUGGUUCAGUCCAUCACUCCAGUCAGAAUGUGGCUCAGUCAUUAUCAGUAUGUUGCUCUGCUCCGGAUGAAGGAUUAUCUCGCUAGGUUAACCUCCGACCUCAGUCGCUUUCCCAGUGCAGUGACUAAACUGGUGGCUCCUCCCACAGUGUGCGUCUCGCUGCUCUUGGAGGUGCUGGAGCUCGGUUUGCUUCUUCCACCCAUCGUUGGGAAAACCGAAGACGAAGAAGUGCCGGAGGAAACAGACACGCAAAGCCUGACUGACUCUGAUCUCUCGCCGUCGCAGCCAGACAGCGGGAUUGUGGGAAGCACGGGAAAAACGCUGGAACGGGACAAGGAGGAGUGUGGCGGAGCAGGGGAGGGGCCUGUAGAGGAGGCAUGCGAGGCUGUUGAAGAGGGAUUGGACGAAGGGAGUGGUCAGGAAGGCGAAUCCCAGGUCGCGACCUCAGUCGUUUCUCUACCGCCAUCUCCGGCUACAGUGCUGCAGAAUCAGAACACUUCCAUGGUCAGCCUGGAGGGGGAGCUCUCCAACGCACUCAGUGUGACCAAAGACGUGACUAAAGACGCCCUGAGCGCUUCACUGGACCUCACCAAGGGGGCGCUGUCCAUCACGAAAGACGCUCUCAGCAUCCUGAGCCGCGGCUCUGCCAUGAGCAAAAUAUUCAGCGCUCAGAGCAAAGAACCAGAAGACUCCGCUCUGCGUCUGCCACCUCUCACGCACUCGAUUUCCCACAAUUCCUGUGACAGCGUGGUGAUGGACUCCAGCGUGGCUGACGAUGGCCUCUCAUUGGACAGCGAUACGAGCGAAAACUUCGUCAUUGUCACAGACUUGGAGUCCACUCGUCCUAACGGAACUCCCGUCCACUCGGUGAAGACAGACGGAGGAUCAUCGGCUGAUCUGAGCAGCUCUCUGUCUCACAGUACUGAGGACAUGUCUCAGGAUAUGGUGUGUGUGCUGCUGCUGUCUGUGCGUGCUGUUCGCGCUCUGAUGGAGCUCCAUGCCCAGGACACGGUGGUGGCGAUGGAGGUUCAGUCUGUUAUGCCAAAGCACCUGGGAAACCAGCGAGUGUUGGACCUGCAAACGCUCACCCACGGUGCUCCCUCUCCGCCUGUGUCCCCUGUGUCCCACCCCCCGGUGGUGUGUCUGAGAGUGGAGGUGGGACCAGGGGCGGGGCGCCACUGCUGUACAGCGGAGAGUGCAGGUUUCGUAGAGGUGUGUGUGCGUGGGUGCGAGGCCGAGCUGCUCACCUCAACAAUAAACACGCUCGGGCCGUUCAUGGAGGACGAGCUGAACUCAGACGUCCAGCCAAUCAGAAUCACCGUACACAACACCCGCAUCACACUCAAGGAUGAUGGUCCCCGUGUGUAUCCCACUGCCCCCCAGCCUAUUCCCGUCUCUUUUUUCCUGGAUGGUGUCGUUCUGGAGCGGCUGGAUGACACCAUGCUUAUAGUCAGACCCACUGCCAGCCAAUCAGGAGACAAAGCCUGCUGUGGACCUGAAGGAGAUGACAAGAUCCAGGCCCUACAGUUUGAGCUUGCUGAUGUUCACUCUGCCCUCUCCACUGCUGUCUCCGACCGAGAACGUCUCUUAGAAGAAAUCCGCAAAUACGACCCGUCCUUCACCCUAUGACCUCACACCACUACUGGGCAAAGGUCAGAGGUCAUGGCUCAAACACAAGAACCAAACCUGUCUGGAAGGAAUGAGUGUUAACGUCUGUGUUCUCUUCCUGCUCAAAGAACAACCAGGUGCCAUAAUGAGUUUUACUUCCUGUUAGUGACCAUUACAGUGUUAUUGAUUUUAUUUUAUAUUGAUUUUACAUUUUCUUUUAGUUUGUUGUAAAUAGACUGGGACAGUGCGUAGAGGCUUAACACUUCAGCUUAUCACUGAAGCGUGUGUGUGUGUGUGUGUGUGUGUGUGUGUGUGUGUUGUAUUGCUGCAAAAUAUUCCUCAGCCUUUAAUAGUUCAUAAAAUCUGAGUAACAUUUCUCAAUAUUUUUGACGCAGUGAACAACUUCUUUCCUAAAACCCUCAAGUGCGCAAGUGAAGUGAAGUGAAGGGUUUGUAAAAAGUGCGAAUUAGAACACAACCGUAAAUGCCAGAUACUUUGGCAAGACCACAGUAGUGCUAGUGUUAUUAUUAUUAUUAUUAUUGUUGUGUGUGACGACUCACUUCCCAGCACAUGCAGAUUUUAUUUUUAAGUGAUGUUUUGGUACUGGAAGUGUGUGUGAAAUUCGCUCCAAGUGUUUGUUUUUCUUUCUUUCUUUUACUUUUGUUCUCUCUCUCUUUUUUUUUCUCCACAUUUGAUUUGCACAAACCUGAAAAUGUGACCCGGGCGGUGUUGAUGUGAUCUGCGUGCUCGACUCUCGCUGCUUUAGCUGUUUCAAAUCAAGUGUAACGGUUUGCGGUGUUAAAUCGUCUGGUGUAUUCCGGAGGCCUGUAUUUCCACAUUCAGUGGCUUGUUAUAACAUGUAAUUAUAGUAUCGGUAGUCGGGUGGAAGGUCGGUGCAGAUGGUGGAGUGUAAAUACUUUAACAGUUUGUUUGUUUGCAAGGAGGCGAGGCAGAUAACCAGCAGCACCAUUUUAUACUCUUAAGGUUCUGAGUUUCAGCCCCGUGUCGCCCCAAUGCCAUGUUAACACUAAUAUCCAAACUCUGGUACGUUAAUAAGUGUACAUGUCAGGAAUAAGAACACGUCACAGGUCCUGUCGUUAUUCGGAGGAAAAUAAUCCCUGACUGGGAAGUGGAUUCUUUUCCUAAACAGCACUAGUGUUUUAUUCCUCUGGUACCUCAGCAGUUUAGUAAAGCUACAGUCACACUACAGCUCAUUCCCAGUCAUUAUGGGAAACACCUGAUACUGAUUUGAGCGCA